Molecule: messenger RNA, 801 nt
Organism: Pezoporus flaviventris
Lineage: Eukaryota; Metazoa; Chordata; Aves; Psittaciformes; Psittacidae
Product: glutathione S-transferase 2-like
Exons: 8
Coding region: 62-724 (220 amino acids)
Biological process (GO): glutathione metabolic process
Molecular function (GO): glutathione transferase activity
Source: RefSeq, a predicted model, not a curated record
GGGGCAGGUCCCUGCUCCCUGUUCCUGUUGUGGGCAGUGUCCCUGCGGAGCUGGUGCCAUCAUGGUGGUGACUCUGGGGUACUGGGAUAUCCGUGGGCUGGCCCAAGCCAUCCGCCUGCUGCUGGAGUACACAGAGACCCCCUAUGAGGAGCGGCAGUACCGCCCGGGGCCGGCUCCUGACUUCAACGUGAGCGAGUGGACCAACGAGAAGGAGAAACUGGGGCUCGACUUCCCCAAUCUGCCCUAUCUCAUCGAUGGGAAAGUGAAGCUGACUCAGAGCAACGCCAUCCUGCGCUACAUCGCCCGCAAGCACAACAUGUGCGGUGAGACAGAGGAGGAGAUCCAGCGCGUGGACUUGAUGGAGAACCAGAUCAUGGAUUUCCGCAUGAGAUUCGCACGGAUGUGCUACAGCCCUGACUUUGAGAAGCUGAAGCCUGGGUACCUGCAGGAGCUGCCGGGGAGGCUGCGGGAGCUGGCGCGGUUCCUGGGCUCCCGGCCCUGGUUUGCAGGGGACAAGCUCACCUUUGUGGACUUCCUGGCCUACGAUGUCCUGGACCAGCAGCGCAUGUUCGUGCCCGACAGCCCUGAGCUCAGCGGGACCCUGCGCCAGUUCAUGGAGCGCUUCGAGGCACUGGAGAAGAUCUCAGCCUACAUGCGCUCGGGGCGCUACAUGAAGACCCCCAUCUUCUGGCGCACAGCGCAUUGGUGCAACACCAAGGAGUGAUGUGGGGGAACCCCUAAGCUCCCCCGGACCCCACUUCCUGCAGAAUAAAUCGAGGCGGGGGGGCUGCCCCUUCUCCC